AAAAAAAAAAAAUGCCUGUGCAUUUAAGAGCGGGUUUGUCCUUCUGCAGCUGCCGUAGAUUAACGAGGCGAUGUUUUUCUGUGAUGACAGGUAAUCAACGUGGUGGAAAGCGACUAGGACAGAAUGGAUUCAGUUUCAAUUUUUUCAUGCUGUCAUUUCAACUGCCUAGUUUAACCAAAGAAUUGGGAAGACACUGUAUAAAGACCUGACUGGAUCUCACCGAACCUGCAGGAUGUUUCCAGAACUAAACAACAUUUUAAACACUAGCCCUGACAAGUUUGAACAGGGUCAGUUCAUCCUGGUGUCAGACAGCAAGACAGACGGCACCUUCCUGAUUCAUCACUUCAUCUCCUUCUACCUGAAAGCGGGCUGCAGGGUGUGUGUCCUAGGUCUGGUGCAGUCCUUCAGUCACUACAGUGCAGUGGGCCAGAGACUGGGGGUGAGUCUGCCGCAGGCCCGCGAGAAGGGCCAGCUGGUGUUCCUGGAGGGUCUGCGAGGCUCUCUGGACGUGCUGCUGCAGGACGGCCCCAUCCCAGACACCGCUCAGCCACUCGGCUUCCUCAGAUCCCCUGUCCCUGAGUUGCGGGGCCUCUUUGAGUUUGUGCAGUCAUCCCUGUCAUCCACGGAGGAAGAGGUUGCUGCCUGGGGUCCACCGGUCCUGAUUGUGGAUGACCUGAGUGUUCUGCUGAGUCUGGGAGUCAGCCCUGGGGCUGUGCUCGACUUCAUGCAUUACUGCAGGGUAGCUGUGUGCUCCAGGAUGCAGGGGAACAUGGUGACGCUGGUCCACAAUGAGGAGGAGGAGCUGGGGGACGAGGACAGUGAGCUGCUGCUGCGCUCACUCACACACCAGAGCAGCCUGACCCUGCAGGUACAGGGUCUUGCCACUGGCUACUGCAGGGACAUCCACGGACAGAUGGAGCUGAGAUGGAGGGGAGGCAGUCAGGGUCGGCCUGGAAGAGACCAGGUCAAGCUGUUCCAGUACAAGGUCCAGGACAAGGGUGUGUCUUUCUUCGCUCGGGGCACCUCCAGUGCAGUGCUGUGAGAGCAGGAACAGGGCCUCAUGCAGCACACCCUGGAGAAAGAACCUACUGACUGACACCUCCUCCAAUCAAAUACCUGCCUCAUCCUUAUUGAACUCCUCCUACAGACAUGGCUCAAAACACCAUUUAUAAGUGCUUGACCUAAUUGAUCCUAAACGAAUGCUUUUUUACAGGUGUCUGAAAUAUUGACUAAGACUGGCAUGAGAUUCAGUGUGAUACAAGUCUUGGCAGUGAUCAUUGCAGAAACCCAUUUGGGGGUAAAAUUGGUUGUAAAUAAAUAACUGUGCCUCUACA
Messenger RNA from Acipenser ruthenus (sterlet), 1334 nucleotides. RefSeq names its product elongator acetyltransferase complex subunit 6 (gene elp6). The transcript has 8 exons. The record is from RefSeq and is a predicted model, not a curated record. NCBI's taxonomy places the organism in Eukaryota, Metazoa, Chordata, Actinopteri, Acipenseriformes, Acipenseridae. Gene Ontology annotation, cellular component: elongator holoenzyme complex. The coding region runs from base 233 to 1042 and encodes 269 amino acids. Gene Ontology annotation, biological process: tRNA wobble uridine modification.